UAGUUUUACUUCCACGUGACCAUUGACCCAGGUCGCAACAAUGGUGGAGAAGAAAUUGUUACAUUUUUUUUCAUAAAUUCCAAAAAUCAAAUUUGAGCUCAGAAUUUGUUCUUCCUCGACCAAUACACUGCAGAAGAUUCCUUCCUCAGAUUCUUCGGUAUUUAAUGGCCACGGCGUUGCUGCCCUCAACUCACCCUUUUCCCCUUCGUUUUUCUCCCACUCCCUCUCCCAAACUCCGCCAAUUUUCCUCUCUUCCUCUCCCUCCAAAACCCUUAUUUGCCAAAUCGAACCCUAACCGAUCCCUCAAGACGGUGGUUCGAGCCGAGAGCUUGCAGAGCCUUGUAUCGGGUGCUGUGAACAUCGUCCAAUCGAAUCCCCCCACGUGGCAGUCGGCCUUACUCACUAACCUGCUGAUUUUCGUCGUGGGUUCGCCGAUUCUGGCCUCGGGGUUGUCUGUUUCGGGCAUUGCUUCUGCUUUCUUGCUUGGUACUCUCACAUGGCGUGCCUUUGGGCCUUCUGGUUUCCUUCUUGUUGCUACCUACUUCGUCAUUGGAACAGCUGCAACAAAGGUCAAGAUGGCUCAAAAGGAAGCACAAGGGGUAGCUGAAAAGAGACAAGGAAGAAGAGGACUUGGUAGUGUUAUAGGAUCCAGUGCUGCUGGUUGUGUGUGUGCUUUGCUUAUGAUAAACAACAUUGGAGGAGAAGCAUUCCGACAACUUUGGCGACUUGGUUUUGUUGCCAGUUUCUGUACUAAAUUGAGUGAUACUGUCUCAAGCGAAAUAGGGAAGGCAUAUGGUCGGAUAACGUACCUGGUGACAACAUUUAGGAUAGUUCCUCGGGGAACAGAAGGGGCUGUCAGUCUGGAGGGAACCUUUGCUGGACUCUUAGCAGCAAGUGUUCUUGCAUUUGUUGGCUGUCUUUUGGGCGAUGCAACUGCAUCUGGAGCAAUUGUAUGCGUCAUAGCUUCACAGAUUGCUAAUCUUGGUGAAAGCAUCAUUGGUGCUGUUCUUCAAGAGAAGGAGGGAUUUCAGUGGCUCAACAAUGAUGUAGUUAAUGUCAUCAACAUAUCCAUAGGCAGCAUUUUAGCUAUCUCGAUGCAGCAACUCAUACUUGGUCACUGACACAUUCAUACUCGGAUGGAGCUCUCUCACCUUCUCAAGUGAUCAGGUGGUGUUCUCCCUUGAUAGAAAGCUGCAACGGAUGGACGAGACGACCAAAGCCUCCCCUCGGAAUCGUUACGACGAUUCAAUGCUUUGACCUCUAAUAUCACUUUGUAG
Molecule: messenger RNA, 1277 nt
Organism: Cucurbita maxima (winter squash)
Lineage: Eukaryota; Viridiplantae; Streptophyta; Magnoliopsida; Cucurbitales; Cucurbitaceae
Product: protein VTE6, chloroplastic-like
Exons: 5
Coding region: 165-1121 (318 amino acids)
Cellular component (GO): chloroplast inner membrane
Source: RefSeq, a predicted model, not a curated record